CCCCGAUGCCAAGCAUCUCUGAGUCGUCUCGCCUACCAUCUCUGCGACAAGUCUCCAUGUCAUCCUUCGGCCACGCCGCUGACUGGGACACUCAAAGCACCUCCUCGACACCAGCACUCGACUACGAGGCCACCGUGGACGACUUCAGUGCACCCAACCUCUUUGACUGGACCCCCACCUCGGACUCCACCCAACAAGAUUCCAUUCCCCCCAGAAGGUUUCGUCAAUCUUAUGACACAAGAAAUUGAGUCGGGGUUGGAUGUGCUGACGCAACAUCAAGGCAGUGGAACCAAGAGAGGUGGCAACUACCACCACGAUGAGGAUAUCCAGCUUUGCAGAUCUUGGAGCGACAUCACAACCGAUCCCAUCACUGCAAAUGACCAGUCGAGCAAGUCGUAUUGGGCAAGGAUCGCUGACCACUUCCACGACAACAAAUGUUUUGAGUCCGAUAGGACUGCUGCUUCGCUCGAGAAAAGAAUGGGAGGCAUACUGAAGGACUGCAUGAGAUUUCAAGGAUUCUACGACGAGAUCGAGCGUCGACAUCUAAGUGGUGUUCCUUACACUGAGCAUAUAAAAGAAGCUCAAGCUCGAUAUGCUCAAUGUGACUCCAAAAACAACUCCUUCGCCUUCAUCCACUACUCGUUGGAGGUUAGGCACACCGAGAAGUUCCUAUCUCCGCAAGAGACCAUGAAGCAAUCAAAGAGGCCAUGCACAUCAGACAAGCGUGCUACACCAGCUGAAGCUGAAGGAAAUGAAGGAGGUCAAGACUCGACACCAACUAACUCUUCCAUGCCUCCUGCCAAGCAAGGUCGACCUCCGAGUCGGAAACAGUCGAAGGAGAAGCUGAAGAGGAAUGGACGAGGAGUUGAUGAGUGCAUAGAGGUUUGGGGCAGCUUUGUUCAGAUGAAGGUGGAAGAAGCAAAACAAAAAGAAGAUAGAUGGAAAGAAUCAACCAGGCUUGGGGAGAGGAAGAUUGAAGAAAGUGCCAGGAUUGAGCAGAACGAAGCUUGAAGAAUCUACCAGGAUUGAGGAGAAGAAGCUAGAGAUAGAGGACGGCGGUUGAUGUGGGAGCAAGAGCAAAAGAUUAUGUUCUGUGAUCUCAGCUUGAUGGACGAGAGUCAGAGGGUCUAUGUUCGAGCAAUGAGGGCACAGAUUGCAGCUGCAAAGGUUGCCUCACUCAAUUCGGGGGCAAACGAGCAUGCCAGCGGGGCGGCUGGGGAUGACGUAAGCUCCGUGUGAUCCUUUUCCCGAGUGGAAGGCAGAGAUCCAAGUAGGCGCCCUGAAGGAGGAAGGGAAUCGUCGGCUGAUGAACGAAACUGAUGCUGCUUGGAUAUUAUUUUCAGUGAUUGUCAUGCAUGCAUCUCAUGACCCUGCAAGUUCUGAACAUUUCAUGCAGUGAUCUUCAGAGAAGCAGCUUCAGACAUGCUAUGUUUGGCCUAUUUUUACGUCAGGUUGUGCUGACACACUGAAGACUGAAAGUGUGACUUGUGUCUCGUUCAAGGAUUUACAUGUGAGAUAAUAUCCAAAAACAGUCAACAUGCAUCAAGUUUGGGCAACACCAGGAAGCACUGUAAAUCUUGCUGAACUAUACAAGGUGCUCAAGCUUGCUGACUCAGGCUAAAACAUGCCCAAUGGCAUACAACAAUUUUAAAUAAAAAACUACUGGUUCGAGUGCUUGGCAAUCUGCUGAUGACCUGCACCGUAAAUCUGCUGAUGACCUGGUUGGCACUGUAAAUCUGCUGAAAGUUCACUGAGACUAGGCAACUGGUUCGAGUGCUUCAAUCCAUGAAGAUGACACACCGGAAGCAUUUCCACUUCAGGAACAAUAGAAGCUUCUUUCCAUUUGAGAACACACUGGAAGCAUUUCCACUUCAGGAAAAUGUUCAUUCGAUAUCGACUUUGUUAAUACUGACCUGAGAAAAAUAACUAACUACAGGCUAGCCUCCUCUUUACUGACAGUGUUGCCUUUUCACAUUCAUAAGCUAGACCAAGUUGUAUUUCUACACACUGUUUUGUGCAGUUUGGACAGGACAAGCUAAUUACUAAUUCAGCA
This is a messenger RNA of Panicum virgatum (switchgrass), 2053 nucleotides long. Its product is annotated as glutathione S-transferase T3-like. The record is from RefSeq and is a predicted model, not a curated record. The transcript is spliced from 4 exons. Bases 232 to 1011 code for a protein of 259 amino acids. Lineage: Eukaryota; Viridiplantae; Streptophyta; Magnoliopsida; Poales; Poaceae.